This is a messenger RNA of Lemur catta (Ring-tailed lemur), 1490 nucleotides long. Its product is annotated as serpin A11. The record is from RefSeq and is a predicted model, not a curated record. The transcript has 5 exons. Gene Ontology annotation, molecular function: serine-type endopeptidase inhibitor activity. Gene Ontology annotation, biological process: negative regulation of endopeptidase activity. Lineage: Eukaryota; Metazoa; Chordata; Mammalia; Primates; Lemuridae. Bases 80 to 1348 code for a protein of 422 amino acids.
AUCUCCAAACACCAUUUCCCUGUGGGCAGGAGGGACGCGGCGCUGGAGACCCAGGGCCCCGCUCGGUGACUGCUCUAGAAUGGGGCCAGCUUGGCUGUGGCUGCUGGGAGCAGGAAUCCUGGCCUCUGUCUGGUGUCAGCCCCUUCCUGCCCAUGGAGAUAAGAGUCUUGGAGAACUGCAACCCUCCAGCCACCAGCUCUCAGAGCCAGCUCCUGCCUACCACAAAAUCACACCCACCAUUACCAAUUUUGCCUUGCGUUUGUAUAAGCAGCUUGCAGCAGACGCCCCCGGAAAUAUCUUCUUCUCCCCAGUGAGCAUCGCUACCACUCUGGCCCUGCUCUCUCUUGGGGCCCAAGCUAACACCUCCACUCAGAUCCUGGAGGGCCUCAGCUUCAACCUCACAGAAAUCCCAGAGGCCGACAUCCACCGAGGUUUCCAGAGCCUCAUCCGUACCCUUGACCUGCCCAGCCCCAAACUGGAACUAAAAGUAGGCAACUCCCUGUUCCUAGACAAGCAACUAAAGCCUCAGCAGCACUUUUUGGACAGCAUCAAGGAGGUGUAUGGAGCUUUUGCUUUUUCUGCCAACUUCACGGAUUCUGUCACAACCGGGAGGCAGAUUAAUGAGUAUGUGAGAAAGCAAACAUACGGGCAAAUCGUGGACUGCCUGCAGGAGUUCAACCAGGACACGCUCAUGGUUCUCUCCAAUUAUAUCUUCUUCAAAGCCAAGUGGAAGCACCCGUUCCGUCGCUACCAGACCCAGAAGCAGGAGAGCUUCUUUGUGGACGACAGGACCUCCCUCCAGGUCCCCAUGAUGCACCAAAAGGAAAUGCACAGAUUCCUCUACGACCAGGAGGUGGCUUGCACCGUCCUCCAGAUGGAGUACAGCGGAAACGCCCUGGCGCUUCUAAUCCUCCCGGACCCAGGGAAAAUGAGGCAGGUGGAGGCCGCUCUGCAGCCAGAGACCCUGAGAAAAUGGGGCCAGUUGUUCCUGCCCAGUCUGUUGGAUUUGCAUUUGCCAAGGUUUUCAAUUGCUGAAACGUAUAACCUAGAAGAGGUACUUCCACGGAUCGGUCUCACCAACAUAUUCAACUUGGAAGCUGACUUAUCAGGGCUCACCGGGCAGCUCAACAGAACCAUCUCCAGGGUGUCACACAAGGCAGCAGUGGCCAUGAACGAGAAGGGCACCGAGGCAGCCGCGGCUUCAGGCCUCCUCUCCCAGCCGCCAACUCUGAACGCGACCUCAGCCCCACCCGCUCGUUUCAACAGGCCUUUCCUGUUGCUCCUUUGGGAGGUGACCACCCAGAGCUUGCUCUUCCUGGGAAAAGUCGUCAACCCAGCUGCAAGGUGACUGUGGUGGGAGGCCAGGGGGUGUCUUACCUCUUCCCUAACCAAACAGGUAGGCCAGCACCAGCCUGCACCCCUGCGGCUGCUGUGUGGGCCCGAUAAUCACUAUGGCAAGAUUCCAAUAAAAUUGACCUUGGGUUUGUGAA